Messenger RNA from Lethenteron reissneri (Far Eastern brook lamprey), 4847 nucleotides. Its product is annotated as transmembrane protein 115-like. Gene Ontology annotation, cellular component: Golgi apparatus; membrane. The record is from RefSeq and is a predicted model, not a curated record. NCBI's taxonomy places the organism in Eukaryota, Metazoa, Chordata, Hyperoartia, Petromyzontiformes, Petromyzontidae. Gene Ontology annotation, biological process: retrograde vesicle-mediated transport, Golgi to endoplasmic reticulum.
CGGGCGAGUCAGCACUUAACACAAACACUCAACACAUUUCUGAGUUUAUUUGUAUUUGUUACGCAGAUGCUAAUGUCGAACGACGGCUGCUGGUCACGACGGGAGUGUUUCAGGAGGGAGGCGCGCGACAAUUCUGAGGCGUGAUGACGUCACGCCCGUGGCAAACUAACAAGUAAAAUGACGUCAGCGCGGUAGACGUCAGCAGGACGACGUUCGAUGGCCGCGGCCCUGAGUCGGUCCCGCGAAGAAGAAGGCGGCCGAGGAGGCGGCUGACGAGGCGGAGGCUGCUGAGGAGAAGGCGCCGAGGCAACCAGGAUUCAACCUUUUGCUCUGCGACCGCCGCCGCCACCGGAGCUUCUUCAGGUCAAGUUCGACACCGGUUGUGGUGAAGCUACGGGUCGGAUCGGUGCCGGUGGGAAAUCGACUGCUGCUCACCAUUCACUCGCCCUCUCUAUGCUCGCCCUCGUCCCGCACUCGCUCCCACUUGCUCGUUUUGAGUCGACCCCACCGGCCGGUACCCGACACCGAACGCUGCGGCGCUGCACCGGUGUCGCACUGCAAUCAGAACGCGACUGGCAGCCGUAACCGAGGGGCGUGGCUGAGUGCCAGUCGCUGGAAGGGCGGUGCCGGUGAACACUGUUAAUUAGGGAGGCAUUACCACCACAGGCACAACCGUCAUCAUCACAAGAACCUUCGCCAUAGCCACCACUAAUUCUAUCGCACCCUACCGUUGCCUCCGCUAAAAUAAUCACUGCCACCCCCAACACACCCUCCACUGUCACAACCUUCACCGUCACCCACCGGCGCCACCAUGCGACACGUGCCAAGCGCGCGCCAGCACUGCCUGGAGCUGGCGGCGGGCAGCAGCGUGGUGGUGAAGGCGCUGUGCGCCACCGUCGUGCUGCUGUACCUGCUGUCGUACGCCACGCACACGGCGUACGCGCUGGCUGUCACGCCCGGCUACCUCAUCCCGCCGAUGCUAUGGGUGUGGACGCCGCUCACCUGCUCCCUCGUCGAGCUGCACGCGUGGGAGGCGGCCGCCAGCGUGGCCACCGUGGCGCUUGCGGGCCGGCUGCUGGAGCCGCUGUGGGGCGCGCUCGAGCUGCUCACGUUCCUCGCCGUGGUGGGCACCGGGACCGGCGUGCUGGCCUGCGCCGCCUACCUGGCCCUGUACGUCGCCACCUUCAACCUCGACUACCUCUUCAGCGUGCAGGUGCGCGGCUGCGCCGGUUUGGCCGGCGGCGUGCUGGCGGCGCUCGUGCAGACGCGGCCCGACGCGGCGGCGCUGCUGCCGCUGCGCUCGCCGCCACGUCUGCUCCUCCGCCUGCGCCACGCCCCGGCCGCGGUGCUCGCGGCGCUGGGGUUGACGGCGCUGCUGGCGCCUUCGCUGGUGAGCGGACGGCCGGCGCUGUGCUUUGCCUGCGGCCUGCUCUCUGGCUGGGCUUACCUGCGCUUUUGCCAGAGCCACGCGCGUGGGCGGGGAGACAUGUCGGAGCACUUUGAGCUGGCGGUUUUCUUCCCGGGCCCGGCACGGCCCGCCGUGGCACUGCUGGCGCGGUUGGCGCACGGUGCCAUGGUGCGACUGGGGCUGUGCGGCCGCGCCGUCAAGAGGUACGACGUGGGGGCGCCGUCCGCCAUCACCAUCAGCCUGCACGGUGCCGACCCGCACGACGCCGAGAGGAGGAGGUCAGGCAGCUCGGCGCUCAAGGCCCUGAACGAGCGGCUGAAACGCGGAGACGAGCACGCCAACUGGCCCGACAUGGACGACGAUGGCGACCAGAGCAGUGACGACGAGCGGACGAUGGCGCCGGCAUCGGGUGGUGGUGGUGGCGGCACGGGAGCCGGUUUCUCCGACUCCCCCGACAUCGUCGGGCAGGCCGGGCAACCUGCGCUCACCGUGAAGGCGUAAAAGCCGCAGUGGCAGAAGCGGCACCGGCAGCGCCAGUAGCGCCAGCAGCGCCAGCGGAAGAUCGCUAAAGCUGCGGUUUGCAGCGCCGGCGUUGAUUAGCGGGAGAAUUUUAUUUAGAGAAGAGACGACCAGUAAAAACUCGACCCUGCGUGUCCAGCCAUGUUCGUCGUGUGAAAGAUUUGCCGGCGGUCGUAGUGGUAGCGUUGGUGCCGGUGAGACAGUGACGACACUGGCCCCAUAGUGGAUUGGAGGCGAUUUCGGAAGAACGUUCCGAAAUAUGAAGAAAAACCGCCAUAAGAAUGGAAAUGAAACUGAAAAUUAAAGGACGUCGCACGCAUACAAAAUGGAUUUAAGAUAACGAAGCUAAGGCAGUGUCCCAGGCUGUCUGACACAAACUUGGCACUUUGUUUAGGUGAGAAAAAUAUAUUUUAAAGUCACAUUCACGUGGUCUGUCGUAGCACUAGCAAUGUUUCAUGACACUUGACGUAUUGAAAUCGAGGGGAGUGACAUCGCCGGAGUGCCAUAAUGUCACGCCCAUUCACAACUUUAACAUUCACUUUCUCAAACGUAAAUUCCUUUUGGCAUUGGCAGAAAUUAUGCCAAUGUAGCUGGACCGUUGAGAAAAUGUAUCUUGAGACACGGGCCUUCCUGAGUAAAGGUGGAACCCUGCAAUUGUUUGUGUGCGUGACACUGCAGGCCGGAAGGGCCUCCACUAGAGGGUGCUCUAGACAGCCCCUCUGGAGGGUAUUUUGGCCUACUUUUCUAUUUUGGUCAGACACCUUGAAAGAGCUUUCCUAGGCAAAGGCCAUUAUUAUUAUUAUCGAAGCUUCAGACGUGUCGGGCAGCCCUUGGGUGCACAGACACACACACAGGCGAGGUGUGUAUCUAAACGGACGGUUUGUUUGAUUUUUGUCUUGCACCUUAAAUUUGGUCUCUCCACACGCGCCAGCACAGUCGCGGGUUUAAAGCGUUCAUCCUUGCUCGCGGGGAGACCGCACGAGCACUCGUUGUCGGCCGUUGUGCCGCAUUUGGUCAUGGCUGACGUGGCAGAGGGCUAUCAGGUUGGGAGCUUCAGAAGUUUUAUUUAGACUGGAGGAAUCAGACAAGGUGUGAAGCUUAAAUGAAUGGUGCAGGAACUAAAAUAUUGUCGUCGUGAAAAUCUCACCCAGCCACUCGCCACGGCGAACAUUCCAGUCCCUUGCGGGCCGGGACAGAAUCCUGACAUAGUUUCGUGGUGAUGCGGCGGUGAGCCUGCACCGGUGAGAUAUCCUGGGUUCAAAUCUCGAGCAUCAGCUGCCCAAACGUGGUUAAACCAGGUUUUCACGUCUGGCACUGACCGGGCGAGUGGCGUUCACCCAGCCGUUCUGGAGCUGGCGAUGCCGCACAAGGAGUGGCCGGGGCGGGGGGGCGGCACUUGGUUUUUGUUAAUCAUGAGAUCACUGCAACUGCUGCACCCUUUACUGGUAAAUCUCACGCUGAAAAUAAACCACAUCCCGUUUCAGCCGAUUCAGGAAGCGGGUGUGUGAGAGUGCACCAAGGCAAGGUGGUCCAAGUCGACGAUUGUUCACCGCCAAACAUGGUGGUGUCCGCCCAUGCGAGAGACCCUGGACUGGCGUUGAAGGAUCUUGCGGUGAUUCGCAAACCAGCUGGGGCUUGGUGAAGUGGGGGUGGGUGCUGACGACAUUGAAUUCGGCCAGCCAACGUUCACCACGAUUCUCAUUCUGUGAUCAUUGAGGCACCGAGGAAGGCUUCUUGUGGUGGCCAAGUGGAGCAGAGUGGCACUGUCGACCCUGGCUUUGACACCGAUACCUGCCCAACACAAAAACACGAGGCUGGGGCUGUCAUUCGACCAGUCCAACGCAGGCAUGAAUGCUCAGCCAGGCUUGGGCCAUGUUUGGGGUCUAGCCCUUAAACCAGAUUUAGCUUUAGCCUAUUUAGCACAAACUGGGUUAGGUCUGUCUGGUUUUGUCCCUGACCCCAAACCUGAUGAUCCGUUCAACCUGAUAAUAAACUGGGUUGAGCUUUGACAUAUACCCGAAUUGCAACAGCCCCAACCGAGCCAAAUGAGGCGACGGCUAUGCACGGUUGGGUGUGGGCUAUGUCUUGGUCCAGCCCUAACGUUGACAAUCAUCCCAGCACGAUAAACUAGGUUCGGUGACAUGCGAGGCUGGUACAUACCCUGACACCAGCCUAACAUUGUUAAACCAGGUUAGGGCUGUCUGGGUGGGUUGAGCUACGUAUUAAUCGAGCCCUCGGUGAACACCAGCCCAACACUGAUGAUGAAUUCAGUUUGGGCACUAGCUUUAACUUUUGACAGUGGCCCCACUGCAAGACUAAACGAGGUUGUGAGUCAAAAGUGUCACCGAACGUGAAGGUAAAAUCGAUAACUAUUUGUGCAUAUGCAUCUACUCCUGAGACCAACCCAACCAGGUCUUUUACUGCGACUGUAACCGUUUAACCUCGGUGAUCGAGUAAAACCACCGCACAUGCAAAAAAACGAAAAGACUUUAAAUUCACUUUCAUGGCAUUCUACCCACAUCCAUUCUACCGAACCGAUACACCAGUCUGGUCUGCAGUAAAGGGGGUUCUUAAACCCCACUCCAGCCGCCCUUCCCACGUGUGCUGACCUUCAUUCAAACCACAGCUGUGCGAAUCUGGUGAUAGUACUCGUGGUUUGUGGUGAUGUGCGCCGGUGGAGUUUGACAAAUACUGUCCCCCUGCUGCACAUCGGAAUGGCAGAUAAUUAAUUGCCAAUAGCCGACCAUGUGGAGUGGGUGAAGUGGAAGAAUUUCGCGUGGAUACCAGAUCACUGCGUGCCGAAACGGUGCGUGGAAUCGGUUUUUGUUAAGCUACAAGUUACAGUCAGUUGUGUUUGCGUGUGCGUGAAGAGCGAUGGGCAUCGUUUAACAUGGAUUUAAAUAAACAGCUAUAGGUGUCA